UAGUAGGUGGAUGUUUUCGGACGAUUUUGUUAGCUUGAAGUGUUUAUACUCAUUUCCAUUAAUUAGACGGCUUUUAGAUCAUUCUCUUGUUUAUCAUAAAGAUGUGCAGAAACACUUGAUUCAAGCUAUUCAUGGAUUCAGUAGUUUGGCUAGAUGAGUUUCAACCUUGUUCCAAUUUUCCAGAUGCAGGAAAUAUAUGGGGCAUCUGGUUAUUUCAUGGAGGCUGAAAGUACCAAACAGAAGAAACAACUGGGGACUAGAAGACUAACAGAAGUCUCUGUGAGUGAUAAGCUGGAGGAGUUCCGUGCAUCAAAGGAGCAUUUUAGAGGAUUAAGUUUCCCAACUACCUCUUCUGUUGGCUCAAAUGCAGCCAUUAUCCACUAUAAACCUGAGGCAGAAACAUGUGCUGAACUCGAUCCAGAUUGUAUUUACCUAUUCGAUUCUGGAGCACAGUAUCUGGAUGGAACAACUGAUAUUACACAGACUAUUCAUUUCGGAAAACCUUCUCCACAUGAAAAUCUAGUUACACGGCGGUUCUUAAAGGACAUAUAUCUUUGGGAAACGCCAGGUUUCCUAACGGAACCAAUGGCUAUUAUUCAGAGGCGUAUGCUUACCAUUUUCAUUUCAUUUCAUUCAAAUGCUGUGGCCCAAGAUAGUUGGCUUAUCAGAACAUUGUGCUUGACUACUCUUGAUAGGGCAAGCUCUUGACAUUCUUGCUCGAAUUCCUUUGUGGGAAGAUGGUCUUGACUAUAGGCAUGGUACUGGACACGGGAUCGGGUCUUACUUAAAUGUUCAUGAAGGACCUCAUAAUAUUAGUUUCAGGGCAUCUGCACGGGAUGUGCCGCUACAAGUUUCAAUGGCUGUAACAGAUGAACCUGGUUAUUAUGAAGACGGGAACUUUGGUAUAAGAAUAGAGAAUGUUCUUAUUGUCAAGGAGGGCAAUACGAAGUUCAACUUCGGCAACAAGGGCUACUUAUCAUUUGAGCAUAUAACUUGGGCACCGUACCAGAGGAAACUAAUUGACGUGAGCCUUCUGAUUCCUGAAGAGAUUGAAUGGUUAAAUGAAUACCAUGCAAAAUGUAGGGAAAUUCUUACUCCUUACCUGAAUACAUGUGAGAUGGAAUGGCUGAAGAAGGCUACCGAACCCAUUGCAGCUUGACAUGCCUCAUUUGUUAGGGGAUUGGAGUUGAGGCAUUAUUGUUGCCUUGUGGAGAUGAAAGAAUUCAAAACGGGGUCAGCACAUUUCGAGAGAUCUGUUGGUGCACAUCAGGAAGAUGCGACAAGUCUAUGGUGCGUUUCGACAGAGUUUAUACCGUAACUCGCUCGCUUGUUUUAUUCAUCUCCUUCCCCUCACUAUACAACUCCCAUUAUCUUUGAACUCUUUCAUUAAUUGGUAACAACUACACCACUCUGAAAUAAAAUCUCCAAACAACGGCACAUAAUGUUUUCUAAGAGUAAACAUACAGCUGGAAUCUAAUUUAAAGUCCUUAG
This is a messenger RNA of Solanum pennellii, 1491 nucleotides long. RefSeq names its product aminopeptidase P1-like. NCBI's taxonomy places the organism in Eukaryota, Viridiplantae, Streptophyta, Magnoliopsida, Solanales, Solanaceae. The transcript is spliced from 11 exons. The record is from RefSeq and is a predicted model, not a curated record. Bases 154 to 708 code for a protein of 184 amino acids.